UAAGGUUUACAAGAACCACACGCAGAAAAGGCAGGGCCAGGCCCGGACGCCCCGCCUCCUGCCUCCCGGCCCGGCGGUGCCCGGAUGCCCGGUCUGUGCCCACAGCGCAGCCACACACGACCUCCGUCCCGUACUUUGCGCACUCUCCUGCACCGCCGCAGCCAUUUCGCUCAAGAGCUGCUCCACGACCGCCGGCAAUACAACGGCCAUCGCUCCGCAGGACACACCCUCCUCAAAAGGCAGACCGCCCCAACCCGCCAGCAGACAGCGCCGACAAGCGGAGGAUCCCAGCAGCUCGCCCGCCGGGGCAGGUCGAGACGGAGUGACGUCGGCGUGCGUCAUCGCGCGUGCGGACGCAACGGUGUCUUGCUCAAUCGUCACAGCCGGGCCAAUCCGGAGGGCGCUCGGCGCGGGCGCCAGGGCGGGGGCUAGGAUUGCGCCCGGCCUGCAGUGCGCAGAGGAAGCGGCUGGAGUAUGUACCGGCUCCUGAGCCGGAGCUUGGGCCGAGGCCUCCUGCGGGCCUGGGGGCGGCGGUGCCGGGGCUGCUCGGCGCGCCUACUCCCGGGGCUGGCAGGAGGCCCGGGACGCGAGGUCCAGGUGCCGCUAUGCCGAGUUGCGCCGCACGGCAGGGGCCCGGGCCUGCUGCCGCUGCUGGCAGCGCUCGCCGGGUUUUCGAGUCCCGCUGUGGCAGAGGAGGAGGAGCAGCAGGGAACCGACGGGGCCGCCGCCGAGGACGGGGCGGACGAGGCCGAGGCCGAGAUCAUCCAGCUGCUGAAGCGAGCCAAGUUGAGCAUCAUGAAAGAUGAGCCAGAAGAGGCUGAGUUAAUUUUGCAUGAUGCUCUUCGUCUCGCCUAUCAGACUGAUAACAAGAAGGCCAUCACUUACACUUAUGAUCUGAUGGCCAACUUAGCAUUUAUACGGGGUCAGCUUGAAAAUGCUGAACAGCUUUUUAAAGCAACAAUGAGUUACCUCCUUGGAGGGGGCAUGAAGCAGGAGGACAACGCAAUAAUUGAAAUCUCCCUAAAGUUGGCCAGUAUCUAUGCUGCACAGAAUAGACAGGAAUUUGCUCUUGCUGGCUAUGAAUUCUGCAUUUCAACUCUAGAGGAAAAAAUUGAAAGAGAAAAGGAAUUAGCAGAAGACAUUAUAUCAGUGGAAGAGAAAGCCAAUACCCACCUCCUCCUGGGCAUGUGCUUAGACGCCUGUGCUCGCUACCUUCUGUUCUCCAAGCAGCCAUCACAGGCACAAAGGAUGUAUGAAAAAGCUCUGCAGAUUUCUGAAGAAAUACAAGGAGAAAGACACCCACAGACGAUUGUGCUGAUGAGUGACCUGGCUACUACCCUGGAUGCACAGGGCCGCUUUGAUGAGGCCUAUAUUUAUAUGCAAAGGGCAUCAGAUCUGGCAAGACAGAUCAAUCAUCCUGAGCUACACAUGGUACUCAGUAAUCUAGCUGCAGUUUUGAUGCACAGAGAACGAUAUACACAAGCAAAAGAGAUCUACCAGGAAGCACUGAAGCAAGCAGAGCUGAAGAGAGAUGAAAUUUCUAUACAGCACAUCAGGGAAGAGUUGGCUGAGCUGUCAAGGAAAAGUAUACCUUUGACUUAAAUUGUCAAGCUCUAAAUCCAUUUUUGUGUAGGGAGAAUAAUGUCUAGUAAUGCAGAAGAAUAGCUAUUAUUCCUGUCUCUGUGGCACCCAAAUCAAUGGCUUAAAUCUGUCGUUUUUGGUAUUCAGGUUUCCUCAAUUUUGCCUUAGUGAAGGACGAGUUAUAUACACUGCCGUUUUUGUAUUAGGAAAAAUGACUUUCAUUCUCAAUGAUUAUGAUCUUUCAGGACUGCUAUUAAGUAAUGGUUUCAGUUGUAACAUAUUGACUAGAUGCUGUCCCUGCUGGUCUAAGUAGAACUGUAGAUUAAUAUGGGCUGGCUUUCCUGUGGGCUGUGGGUGUGGUGAUUCAGCCCGGCAUUUCUAUCAUCAGUUUGUGGUCUACUGAUUUCCUGCCCUCUCUUCUCUUUAUCACUAUCUGGCAAACUGACCAGAAUUAUUACCUUUCUCAUGGCAAAGGGGGAUUAUGGUGAGUUUUUCUUAUAAUCUGUUUCAUGCACCACAAUGGAAUUUAAUGCAUAAAAGAGAAAAAGUAAGUUUCCUACCAGCAUCCAGCACAAAAUUUUAAAGUGGGAAUUGGGCAUGUGACAGUAUAUAGCACCCAAAUUUUAUUUGAAUUUAAAUAAAAGUGAACCAUAUGUAUCUGGUUAUAUAAAACUACUUAAAAAUAGGGGUGGGCUAGAAGGAAUGAUGUAACCUUUUGUCGAUGUUAUCUGAGCACUCUACUUCCCAGCCUUAGUCACACAACUGAGUCACCUCAAGUACUCUUUAAAGACACACACACCCAGGGCUGAGUCAGAAUAGGGCCCUACAGGUGUAUUUCAAAACUUCUUGUAAUUCUGAUGUGUACUGCUGGUAUAGUUGAACUACUGACGUGGAUCUUAGUCCUAGCCUUUUUGCUUUUGUGAUUUCAGUAUCUUCAUCUGUGAAGUAGGGAAACACUGAGAUUCUUUCUUAGCCAUGGGAGAAGGUAUUUGAUUAGAUGACUUUGAAUGAAUAGACUGCUGUGCUAAAAGAGCUUAUCACAUUGCCGCAAAAAGUAUGUAAAGAUACACAGGUGGAUGCUCUUACCUCAGCAGUUGUACAAAUAUAUCUUGAGCCAUUUACCUAAGGGAAAAGACAGUUUUUCUAGGCACCAUGAAGGAAUACUGAAACUGUUGGUAUGCCUGUGUGGGUGGGAUGUGAGUGGGACUGAUAAACUGAUAUUUUUGGUUCGUAUGUACAUACUGGAAGAAUCUUUUCGUAAUAAACGAGACUACACAACAAUA
Messenger RNA from Cebus imitator (Panamanian white-faced capuchin), 2864 nucleotides. RefSeq names its product tetratricopeptide repeat domain 19 (gene TTC19). Gene Ontology annotation, biological process: mitochondrial respiratory chain complex III assembly. The coding region runs from base 475 to 1602 and encodes 375 amino acids. Lineage: Eukaryota; Metazoa; Chordata; Mammalia; Primates; Cebidae. The transcript has 10 exons. Gene Ontology annotation, cellular component: mitochondrial inner membrane. Gene Ontology annotation, molecular function: protein binding. The record is from RefSeq and is a predicted model, not a curated record.